GAUGCCAUGGCUGCGGCGUUUCAGCACUCCGGCGCGUGGACAGCUCCCAUCUGCAAUACCACUGCACUCCAUGCCUUCUGCACCCCACUCUCUACCGCCUCCGCGGUCCAUCCUCCUGCCACGCCGCCCAGCCUGCGCUCCCCAGCCAUCAGCACCCUAUCUCCACCAUCGCCGUCAUCAUCUCCACCAUCACCGGCGCGUAAGCAAUGGCCUCAGGUUUCCUCCUCUUUUGGACUGCUACCACCACAUAGGGCCUGAAUGUCCUGCUGUUUGCCAAGGACAGACGGAAGAGUCUGCAACUGUCUGUUCUGGUGACAGUCUUGUAGGAGAACCAUCGAAUGGGCCACGGAUUCAGCAUCCUUUCAAGUGAAUGGGACCAGUUUCUCUUCUUCCCAAACCUCAGAGCUUAAGCAUUUGGAACGGAGGUUUGGCCAAGAUGACGCAUUUGCAGGCUGGGCUCAGCCCAGACACUAUAGAGAAAGCCCGCCUGGAACUGAAUGAAAACCCAGACGUUUUACAUCAGGACAUUCAGCAGGUCAGAGACAUGGUCAUCACCAGACCGGACAUUGGGUUUUUACGUACAGACGAUGCCUUCAUCCUGAGAUUUCUCCGAGCCAGGAAGUUUCACCAAGCCGAUGCCUUCAGACUCCUGGCCCAGUACUUUCAGUACCGCCAGCUAAACCUGGACAUGUUCAAAAACUUCAAGGCAGACGAUCCGGGGAUUAAGAGGGCUUUGAUCGAUGGGUUCCCUGGAGUGCUGGAAAAUCGUGACCACUACGGCAGGAAGAUUCUCCUGCUGUUUGCUGCCAAUUGGGACCAGAGUAGGAAUUCCUUCACAGACAUCCUCCGUGCCAUUCUGCUGUCCUUGGAAGUCCUUAUUGAAGAUCCUGAGCUUCAGAUAAACGGUUUCAUUUUAAUCAUAGACUGGAGUAAUUUUUCCUUCAAGCAAGCCUCGAAACUGACACCUUCCAUCCUUAAACUGGCCAUCGAAGGGCUGCAGGACAGCUUUCCUGCCCGCUUUGGAGGAGUCCAUUUUGUCAACCAGCCCUGGUACAUCCACGCCCUGUACACGCUCAUCAAGCCAUUCCUUAAGGACAAGACCAGGAAACGGAUUUUCCUACAUGGAAACAAUUUAAACAGCCUUCACCAGCUAAUACAUCCCGAGUUUCUGCCCUCUGAAUUUGGAGGAACCCUUCCUCCUUAUGAUAUGGGGACUUGGGCCCGGACAUUACUUGGUCCCGACUACAGCGACGAAAAUGACUAUACCCACACUUCCUACAAUGCCAUGCAUGUGAAACACACCUGCUCCAACCUGGAGAGAGAGUGCUCACCCAAGCCCAUGAAAAGAUCUCAGUCUGUGGUAGAAGCUGGGACCUUGAAACAUGAAGAGAAAGGAGAAAGCGAAAACACUCAGCCCCUGCUGGCUCUGGACUGAGCCACCAUCAUGUGACAGUCCCAUGCACAAGUCUCCAGUGGAACAGCCACCAAGGACGUCUGUGCAACUGAC
Messenger RNA from Acomys russatus (golden spiny mouse), 1507 nucleotides. RefSeq names its product clavesin 1 (gene Clvs1). Gene Ontology annotation, molecular function: phosphatidylinositol bisphosphate binding. The record is from RefSeq and is a predicted model, not a curated record. Bases 371 to 1435 code for a protein of 354 amino acids. Gene Ontology annotation, cellular component: membrane. NCBI's taxonomy places the organism in Eukaryota, Metazoa, Chordata, Mammalia, Rodentia, Muridae. The transcript is spliced from 6 exons.